AAGAGAAAGAGACACGAUCUGUCUACUGAUGUAGUUUCCUUUUCCAUUGUGGACUUAUUCCCAAUGUCCCAUUCCCAACUACCCUCUGUAGUCUGCAGAUAUAUAUGGAAGAAAUGUAGGUGAUAGUCUGCAUCUCUGCUAUACUCUAAAAUCCAGAAAUAUAUAUUCUUUUAGCAAACCUCUUUUGCAUUGUCUUAUUUUAGGUACUCCUGCGGCUCAGUCUGAUUGCCAGAAAGAUGGAGAAAAGCAACACAACUGGGUUGAGGGACUUCUACUUGACUGAACUGUCUGAUCUGCCUGAAGUACAGACUGCCCUCUUUGUGGUGAUUCUGCUGAUCUACUUGACCACCCUGGCAGGGAACGGGUCUAUUCUCAUGGCCAUAGGAACAGAUGCUCACCUACAAACUCCAAUGUACUUCUUUCUGAGUAAUUUAUCACUGCUGGACAUCCUUUGUCCAACAGUCAUUGUACCAAAGAUACUCCAUAUAUUCUUGUCAAAGGACAAGAAAAUAUCCUUUGUUGGCUGCGUGCUGCAACUCUUCUUCCUCAUUGAUGUGUUGGGCACUGAAAUCUUCUUGCUUGCAGUGAUGGCUUACGACCGCUAUGUGGCCAUAUGUAGUCCUUUACAUUAUGCUAAUAUAAUGAAUAAACGGCGGUGUAUUCAACUGACGGCUGGGAUUUGGCUAUUGGGCUUAAUUAAUUCUAUGAUUCACACCUCAUUGACUUUUAGAUUGUCUUUCUGUGGAUCUAAGAAAGUCAACCAAUAUUUCUGUGAUCUUCAACCUGUGAUGGCUCUCUCUUGCUCUUCUACUUUCCUUGCGGAAAUUGUUCAUCUACUUGUGGCUGGUAUUAUAGGAAGUGGGGCUUUUCUGGUCACCCUGAUCUCUUACAUCUACAUAAUUUCUACCAUCUUGCGCAUGUCUUCCACUGAGGGGAGGCACAAAGCCUUUUCCACUUGUGGGUCUCAUUUAAUUGUUGUAUGUCUUUUCUAUGGGGCCACCAUUGCUACCUAUGCCCGUCCCACCUCUUCUUAUUCAGGCAAACAGGGCAGAAUAAUUUCCAUGCUAUAUGGAAUCAUCACUCCCAUGCUGAACCCUAUGAUCUACAGUCUGAGAAAUAAGGAAGUUAAAAAAGCAUUGUACAAAGCCUUCAAUCUGAAAAGAUUUUCAUAAACAUCUCCUUUCUUUCCUUCUUUAAUGAUCAAAAUAUGUUAAGUUUUUAAAGUAUUGGUUUUU
Pantherophis guttatus is the source of this 1235-nucleotide messenger RNA. RefSeq names its product olfactory receptor 5V1-like. NCBI's taxonomy places the organism in Eukaryota, Metazoa, Chordata, Lepidosauria, Squamata, Colubridae. Gene Ontology annotation, molecular function: olfactory receptor activity; G protein-coupled receptor activity. Gene Ontology annotation, biological process: G protein-coupled receptor signaling pathway. Gene Ontology annotation, cellular component: membrane. The record is from RefSeq and is a predicted model, not a curated record.